GGCAGCAGGAGCAGCACCAGCAUCCCCGCUCUGCUGAAAUAGCCACUGGAGAAGGAGGGGAAGGAGAGGGGGGGAGAAGAGGACACAGGGAAGAAAGAGAGAGGUAAAAGCAGAGCCUUGUAGCCCACCGCGCCGCGUCAGCAUCAGGCUAGAAAAGUCGGGGGAAACCCACCCCCUUGGGAGAGGAUUCGGAGACAAAGGAAGCUUCAUGUUCAAAGGGCCAGUGGAGAGCAAAAACGAAGCAGCCAUGUCUGAGCUGGUCCCAGAGCCGCGACAAAAACCAGUCGUACCAAUGAAACCCGUGGGCAUUAACGCCAACUUGCUGGGCUACAUCGGUAUUGACACCAUCAUUGAGCAGAUGCGCAAGAAAACCAUGAAGACAGGUUUCGACUUCAACAUCAUGGUUGUAGGUCAGAGUGGACUGGGAAAGUCGACGUUGGUGAACACCCUCUUCAAAUCCCAGGUGAGCCGCAAAUCUUCAGGCUGGAACCGGGAGGAGAAGAUCCCGAAGACAGUGGAGAUCAAAGCCAUUGGUCAUGUCAUUGAAGAAGGUGGUGUCAAAAUGAAGCUGACAGUGAUUGACACGCCGGGAUUCGGGGACCAGAUCAACAAUGAAAACUGCUGGGAGCCUAUCGAGAAAUACAUCAACGAGCAAUAUGAAAAAUUUUUGAAAGAGGAGGUGAAUAUUGCAAGGAAGAAACGAAUUCCAGACACACGAGUGCACUGCUGCCUCUACUUCAUCUCCCCUACAGGCCACUCCCUGCGUCCCUUGGACCUGGAGUUCAUGAAACACCUCAGCAAGGUAGUGAACAUCAUCCCAGUUAUUGCCAAGGCUGACACCAUGACCUUGGAGGAGAAGACUGAGUUCAAACAAAGAGUCCGCAAAGAGCUGGAAGUAAAUGGGAUCGAGUUUUACCCCCAGAAAGAAUUUGAUGAAGACUUGGAGGAUAAAACAGAGAAUGACAAAAUCAGGCAGGAAAGCAUGCCCUUCGCAGUAGUGGGCAGCGACAAGGAGUACCAAGUGAAUGGCAAAAGAGUCCUGGGCAGGAAAACACCUUGGGGAAUCAUUGAAGUGGAAAACCUCACUCACUGUGAAUUUGCCCUACUUCGAGAUUUUGUCAUCAGGACCCACCUUCAGGACCUAAAAGAAGUGACCCACAACAUCCACUAUGAGACCUACAGGGCCAAGCGGCUGAAUGACAACGGAGGGCUGCCCCCCAUGACUGUUGAGACAGAGGAAAACCACGAAAGUAACCUGUGAAUGACCCACCCACCCCCAGCUCCGCUGUCACCUGGUGUCUCCGGAUACAACAACCCACCCCUGCUACCCUUGACCCUCCCAUGGGCCUGUCUCUGAAGCAUGUGGCGCAUCCUCUGUGUGCGUGAGAGGAUGCUAGCGUGAGUGCGUGCGUGUGCUGAAAAAGGGACCAAAAGCAUCUCCCCCGUCCUUCCCAGAGUGUCCUCAUUCUCGGUUUGUUUUUUGCACAGCGGACUGUCCGUCAUCUUCCUUUCUCUUGUUUCUGUGUCUCAGCUGUGUGUCUUGCCUGGGGGGAAUAGGGAUGGGGGGAAGGAUUUCUGGGGGCAGCGGGGCUUUGGAGGUGGGAGGUGUUGGGGCAUGCUGUGGUUCUAGUUUUAUCACUUGAAGAUAUGGCAAGGAGAGACUCCAGGAGAGAUGGUGCAGUCAGAGCAUGCAGUGUCUUAAAGUGAUGGCAGCAGAGCUUUCUCUUGGGUCCUCGGUGGGUGGGAAGACAGCUGGUUGGUCUGAGGGCAUGGUGGCCCAGCAUUUUUUACCCAUUCUUUGCUGUGGCUUCCUAAGGGGAAAUGGCAACUUGGAAGUGGUUAGAUGGGAGAAAUGACAGACUGACAUGUUCUAUGGUUCAGGGGAAGUGACCAGUGGGAGGGGACAGAAUUAGUUCUUGGGCUGUAGCAUCUAUUUGAGAAGCAUAAAAUACUUGGGGGAAAUAGACAUAUUUUCCGAAAGAAACAAAAUGCAGAGGAAAAUAAUAUGUUCCUGCUGCAGAGGGUGGAUUUGCCCUGCCCAGCACUAAGGUCAAAAGUCCUGCUUGUGUCACAGGCUUUUGAUCCUGUGCAGAUGAGACCAAGCUGUCCUGAGGUGACCCCACCUCAUCCCCCAUUGCAGCAAUCUCUCCUCACCAGCACUGAGAAGGUCCUGGCCAAACCUUUCCCCCACAACAAGGUCCCUCUGCUGUGGGAGCACAGGGAAGACAGUGCCAUGGGGUGUCCCUGUCGGGGGCUCCCCCAGGGACAGCCCCACUCAGCACAGGGCCUUCAGGAUCUUGGAGGAGUGCAAAGAGCCAUGGAUUGAGAAGCCCUGGGCCAGGGUGUCUCCCUGGGUCUCCAAUGGUGGUGGGAACACAAGAGAUACCUCCUGCUCACUGAAACGGCCGCCGUUGCUACCCCAGCAGUCUCAGCCUGUGUUGCUCCUCCGCUCUCCUACUCCCCUCCCAGCUUCCAUGUCCUCUCCUGUGCUUUUGUCUUCAUUCCCUUUUAGUCCUCCAUAGCUUGCUUGUUUGCUUGCUUCCUUCCUUUCCCUAUCCUUCUUUCUCUGCUCUCAACCCAUUCUGUCUCUCCUUCCUUUCCCCGAGUACCUGAAUCUUCCUCUUCUCCAGGCUGUUUCCUCCUUCUCCCUGUCCCAGCUCUCACACUUCCUCUUCCUCAAUGUGCUUUUCUGUUGGGUUAAGAAGCUGAUGGUUUACCUUCCCUGGAAGGGACAGGGAAGGAAGGUAAAGACCAGGAGCAGAAAGACGUACAGCUUUACUGAAGACUAUCUGCUUGUGUCAGGGCUGGGUGGGCAGAAGGUAGGAGAGGAGAAAAUGACAGAUGUCCUGAUUUUGUCAGUCUCUGCCUGUCCCCUAGCAUGUCACAUGGAUGGGAGGGAAUGUCAGUUCCAGAACAAUAGCUGGUUGUGCUUAAAACGCAUGUGCAGAAUGCCAUGGCAUGGGAUGGCAGCAGUGCAAGUAAGGGGAAGUGCAGUGGGUUUGGGAUGGGGGGCUUGGAGAGGCUGGCAUGGGAGGGAGGAAGAGGUCCCAGUGAGGGAGUAGCAGGGGAGCCAGGACUGAGGCUGAUUGACAGAGCUGUAGAGGCGCCAUGGCUGGCAAGAGGGUGUUCCAAGCCUUAGUAGAACUGUCUAAGAGCAUAUGUCCAUGUUGUGGCUUUCUCUGGUGCUGUCACUGCAAAGCAAAGGUCUCUCCACUCCUGCUCCCCACCUGUCCACACAACUGCUAGGACAUGAGGGCUAUACUAGUCCUUCACAGUCCUGUCACACCCACGUUCACGGCUCCUGGUGUUCCUGUAUGCAGAGUGUGCACAUAGCCUUGCACCCACCUUCCCCCCUGCACCAGGCCUCCUUGGCCCCACAGAGAACAAAAGCCUCAUCACUGGUGCCAGCAGCUGUACCAUGGACCCUGCAGAAUCCAUCCCCGCUGCACUGCUACCCAACCCAGCACCCACAUUGGCCAUCCACAGCCCAAAGCAGGGUCAAAGCCUCCUCCCAGCUCGUCUCCACCAGCUGGCCAGGCGUGGAGGUGUCUCCAGCAUCACCAGCUGCCAGAAGCAUCUUCUCAGCCUACUCUGCUGUGGCUGCUCCUACGUAAUGUUUUUAACCCAGUGCAACAGAAAAGACUCCUCCAGGGCUCCUCUUCUUCACUGCACUGAAGCAUGAAGCCACACUCCAUCGUCUUUAGUGGGAGUAUUUGGAGGUGUUCCCUACACUUGCUUUUUCACACAGCUCUUUGGCAGCCGUGCGACUGCUCUAGAGGAACUCUCUUGCCAUCGGGCUGCAUUAUGAUCAUUUCUACGACUUUUGGGCCCAAACAAGGGUUAAUGCAGAGCCAACACUGCCCUGCUUAUUGAAAGCAAAGCAGACCCCACGCAACAGAAGAGAGAGAUUUUCCUUUGCCUCUAAUGUGGACCACAAGGACAAAGCUGUGUGUUUUUCCCUCUAUGUUUAAGAAUUUUUGUUUGUUUGUAACAAAGUGGUUUUUAAGCUCUGCUCUAUAAGUUCCUGCCAGAUCAUGGACGAUUUCUAAAGGAUCCAUAAAAGCUCGCUGAGAAAAGCAAGCUCAGGUAUUCCUCACUGCCAUCUGCCCAUGCAAAUAUCCUAUCAGUAGCUGCAGAUCUACCAGAAAGUCUACAAAUGGCCAAUCAUCAAAUAUUUCCCAUGAGGCGCAACAGCAGAAGUACUGUUGGGAAAAAUUCUGUGCCGAUGGAUAAGCUGGGAAAAGCCUGAAGGGAUCCUAGCUCUCGUGUGCCACCAGCCGAGUCCCAGGACGACCAUGGCCAGUCAGCUGUUCCUCUCAGAGGUAUCUCUUAACGGUAUCACAGAGGGGUAAAUGUUACACCAGAGGUUCCCCCUCAGUGCGUUCAGGGACUCAGAGAACGCUUCACCCCAUAAGCCAUUGACCAGAAAGUUUUUGCAAUGCACGGUAAAUCCCUAAGGUCGGGGUUUGUUUUUAUUUAACACUGGACAAAUUCCAUUUGGGUAAGGAAGCCCACGGCAGGUGUGGCCGUGCUGUCAGCAGGGAGAGCAACGGAGAGCAGCGCGACGCGUAGGCACGAGUGUUUUGUGACUAGUUGUGAGGAGAAGGUCACUACGGCUCACGGCGGUCGCCGAGCAGACCGGCUCGGGGGACAGGCUGCCUUGCCACCACCUUUCCCGCCCCAGCGAAGGCCCCGGGAAGCGGCGCUGCCAGGCUGACGCGAACGGAGGGCGGCCAAAACCGCGCUUCAGCCGCACAUCGGACCGGGGGCGGCGGGGGGCGGGAAAGCGCCUUCCACGGCCGCCUCGGGCCCAGGUGGGAGCCGGCCGCCGCCACGCCGGGGGAGGAGAGGCCGGACCACGGCCCUCUCCGGCGGGCCUGGGGCAGACUAGGCGCCCGCGCCCAACGCGGUGGCCGGGCCGAGCCGGACAGCGCCUCCGGCCGCAGCUGUAGCGUCCCCUCUGCCGGCAGCCAUUAAACCGGACUCCUCUGACA
Messenger RNA from Calidris pugnax (ruff), 4994 nucleotides. It is a transcript of the gene SEPTIN3, whose product is annotated as septin 3. Gene Ontology annotation, cellular component: presynaptic cytoskeleton; cell division site; septin complex. The transcript is spliced from 10 exons. The coding region runs from base 209 to 1261 and encodes 350 amino acids. Lineage: Eukaryota; Metazoa; Chordata; Aves; Charadriiformes; Scolopacidae. Gene Ontology annotation, biological process: cytoskeleton-dependent cytokinesis. Gene Ontology annotation, molecular function: GTP binding; molecular adaptor activity; GTPase activity. The record is from RefSeq and is a predicted model, not a curated record.